Messenger RNA from Lolium rigidum, 619 nucleotides. Its product is annotated as RING-box protein 1-like. The record is from RefSeq and is a predicted model, not a curated record. Lineage: Eukaryota; Viridiplantae; Streptophyta; Magnoliopsida; Poales; Poaceae. Gene Ontology annotation, molecular function: cullin family protein binding; ubiquitin protein ligase activity; zinc ion binding. Gene Ontology annotation, biological process: protein ubiquitination; ubiquitin-dependent protein catabolic process. The transcript is spliced from 5 exons. Gene Ontology annotation, cellular component: cullin-RING ubiquitin ligase complex; nucleus. The coding region runs from base 1 to 351 and encodes 116 amino acids.
AUGGACCAGGGCGACGUCGCCGUGGCCGUGCCCGCCGCAGUGCCCUCCCCGUCCUGCGCCGGCGCCGGCUGCAAGAAGAACAAGCGCCUCGAGAUCAAGAAGUGGAACGCCGUCGCGCUCUGGGCCUGGGACAUCGUGGUCGACAACUGCGCCAUCUGCCGCAACCACAUCAUGGACCUCUGCAUCGAGUGCCAGGCGAACCAGGCCAGCGUUACCAGCGAGGAGUGCACCGUCGCUUGGGGAGUUUGCAACCACGCCUUCCACUUCCACUGCAUCAGCCGUUGGCUCAAGACCCGUCAAGUGUGCCCUCUAGACAACAGCGAGUGGGAGUUCCAGAAGUAUGGUCACUAAGAAGACAGACAUGGCCAGGGGGCGAGGUUACUACAUGGUUUUCGUACUUCGGUGUUAGUAGUUGAUAGGUAACUCCUGGUUAAGAAAUAGGGGAUGGUUGGUUAAUGUUUCUGAAGCUUGAAUUUUGCUCUAAACUACGUGUAUCCUUGUCGUGGUGAGAAAUGUUCAGCAAAUAGUCCCUUAGAGCUAUCGAAAGAUCACUCUGUUUUGCAGAAAUUAAGUGUGGAUUUGGUCGGUACUCAGUUAACCAGAACUGUCUUUGUCUGCA